This is a messenger RNA of Schizophyllum commune H4-8, 864 nucleotides long. RefSeq lists its product as uncharacterized. Gene Ontology annotation, biological process: DNA double-strand break attachment to nuclear envelope; double-strand break repair. The record is from RefSeq and is a predicted model, not a curated record. Bases 1 to 864 code for a protein of 287 amino acids. Lineage: Eukaryota; Fungi; Basidiomycota; Agaricomycetes; Agaricales; Schizophyllaceae. The transcript has 6 exons. Gene Ontology annotation, cellular component: Cul8-RING ubiquitin ligase complex; nucleus.
AUGGCGAAGAAACCUCUCUUUCACUCCGUGGUAUACUAUAUAUCCCCGUCCCUGCGCUCCUCACGGAGGGAACAGCUUCAAGCCGCGCUCGACGCGCACGGUGCGCAUGCCAGCAAGACUAUCGGCGACGCGACGCACAUCAUAACCGACACGGCACGGUUUGACGGCUGGCAGGAGGCAAAUGAGGGGGCUGAGAUAGUCACGGACCGCUGGGUCGACCGCAGCAUCGUCCUCGAUCGCGCUGAGCCACCGGAGAUGUACUCGGCGGACCCCACGAUGCUCUUCUCGGGCGUGACGGCGACGUGUACCGACGUCGCCCGCGCUCGCAAGACCAUCGGCACCCUCGACUGGGUCUUCUUCGUCCUCGGCACCGGGCAGCUCACCGCACCGGGCGAUAGGCUCAUCCACUACCCCGUACCAAGAAGACCGAUCGAAGGAAUGGGCGGGAAGGUCUUCUCCAUCACGAACUAUACUGGCGAGGCGCGCGACUACCUCAAGAAGCUCAUCGUGGGCAUGGGCGCGUCAUUCAACCCGACGAUGAGGCAGGGGGAUAGCCCGAUCCUGAUUGCGGCGAGCACUGAAUCGGAGAAGGCGAAGAAGGGCGCGGAGUGGCAGAUCCCGGUCGUGAACCACCUGUGGGUGGAGGACUGCUACAUGACGUGGCGGGUGCUGCCCAUCACAACAAAAUACAUCACCUUUCCGCCCGCCUCUGACUUGAGCGGGCUGCUGUGCGAGCGCGGGAUGGGCGCUUACAUCGAGAAUGAGGAGAACUUGAGGAUCGAGGUCAGAAGAACUGGACCGCAAGUUCCUCGCCGAGCAGGAACGCCAGCAACUCACGCAAGGCAGCGCGAUGGAUGCGAAUGA